AUGGAAAUUCAAUGCGUGUUGACCACUACAGUUAUCCAUUAUUUCAUCCCUCUACUCUUCUCUCACCAUUUGCAUCGCCCUUACACACCUGUUUCUCUCUCUCACACUCUCUCUUUCUUUCUCUCUCUAGCGCAUACACACUUUGUUUCUCUCUCACACAUUCUCUCUCUCUUUGUUUCUCUCUCUGGCGCAUACACUGUUUCUCUCUCUCCACUCUCUCUUUCUUUCUCUCUCUCUCAUACCUCUUUGUUUCUCUCUCUCCCUCUUUCUUUCUUUUCUCUCUCUAAGCCUUACUUUGUUUCUCUCUCUACACUCUCUUUGUUUCUCUCUCUCUCUCUCACUCUCUCUCUCUUUCGCAUACACUCUUUGUUUCUCUCUCUCUCAUACUCUCUCUCUUUUCUCUCUCGCAUACACACUGUUUCUCUCUCUCUCACUGUUCUCUCUCUCUCUCUCUACCUGUUCUCUUUCUCUUUCUCUCUCUUCGCAUUCACACUUUUUUCUCUCUCACACUCUCUCUCUUUCUCUCUCUUACACACUACUCUCUCUCUUUCUCUCUCUUUGUUUCUCUCUCUCUUUGUUUCUCUCUCUCUACUUCUUUCUUUCUCUUCUUUGUUUCUCUCUCUCUCUCACUCUCUCUUUCUUUCACUCUCUCUAGCUUUCAUACCACUCUCCCAUUACACUUUGUUCUCUCUCUCUCACACUCUCUUUUGUUUUCUCUCUUUGUUAUACUCUCUCUUUCUCUCUCACUUCUUUUUUCUCUCUCUCUCAUACACACUCUCUCUCUUUCUUUCUCUCUCUCUCCCAUCUUUUGUUUCUCUCUCUCUCCACUCUCUCUUUUUAAUUCUCUCUAUACUGAGCUUUUCUCUCUCUCUCUCACACUCUCUCUUUGUUUCUCUCUCAUACACACUUUGUUUCUCUCUCUUGUUUCUCUCUCUCUCUCUCUCUCUCUUUCUCUCUCUAUCACACAUUCUUCUUUCUCUCUCUCUCUUUUGUUUUCUCUCUCUCACACACUCUCUCUCUUGUGUUUCUCUCUCUAGCGCAUACACACCUUGUUUCUCUCUCUCUCACACACUCUUCUUUGUUUCUCUCUCUAGCGCAUACCUCUUUUUUUCUCUCUCUCACACUUUCUCUCUUUCUUUUCUCUCUCUCUCUCCUCACUCUUUCUUUUUCUCUCUCUCUCUCUCUUUGUUUUCUCUCUUUUCUCCACAUUCUUUCUUUCUCUCUCUCACACUCUUUUGUUUCUCUCUCUCUCUCACACUUUGUUUCUCUCUCUUUCUCUCUUUGUUUCUCUCUCUCUCAAUACACACUUUGUCUCUCUCUCUCACACUCUCUCUUUGUUUCUCUCUCUCUCACACACUCUUUCUCUCUCUCUUUCUCUUUUUUUCUCUCUCUCUAGCUACACUCUUUCGCAUACACACUGUUUCUCUCUCUCUCACACUCUCUCUUUUUUCUUUCUCUCUUUCCUACACACUGUUUUCUCUCUCACACAAUUCUUUCUUUUCUUUUUCUCUCUCUCUAACUUCUCUCUCUUUCUUUCUUUCUCUCUCUAGCACACUCUCUCUUUGUUUCUCUCUGUUUCUCUCUCUCCACACACUCUCUCUUUUGUUUCUCUCUCUAUACUAUCUUUGUUUCUUUCUCUCUCUCCACACUCUUUCUUUCUUUUCUAGCUCUCUCUCUCUCACACACUCUCUCUUUCGCACACACUUUGUUUCUCUUCUUUCACUCUCUCUCAAUUCUCUUUUCUUUGUUUCUCUCUCUCACACUGUUUUCUUUUCUCUCUCUCUCACACAUCUCUCUUUCUUUCUCUCUUUCUUUCUUUUCCACUUUUUCUCUUUCUCUCUCUUCUUUCACUGCCUCUUGGUUUCUCUCUCUCUCUCUCUUUGCGCAUACACACUUUGUUUCUCUCUCUCCACACUCUCUCUCUCUCUUGGACUCUCUCUCACACUCUUAUUUUUUUCUCUCUCUUUUCUUUCUUUCUCUCUUUCUUUCUUUUUCUCUCUCUCACACACUCUCUUUUUUUUCUCUCUUUUUAGCUACUCACACUUGUUUCUCUCUCUCCUCUCUCUCUUUGUUUCUCUCUCUAGCGCAUACACUUUUGUUUCUCUCUCACACACUCUCUUUUUGUUUCUCUCUCUGCGCAUUUACACUCUUUUCCUUUCUCUCAAUACACUCUCUCUUUUUUCUUUCUCUCUCACACUUGUUUUUCUCUCUCUUCUCUUUCUUUCUCUCUCUAGCGCAUACACUUUUCUCUCUCUCUCACACACUCUCUCUUUUCUUCUCUCUCUAGCGCAUACACUUUGUUUCUCUCUCUCUCACUCACUCUCUCUUUGUUUCUCUCUCUCUAGCGCUCUACACUCUUUUGUUUCUCUCUCACACACCUCUCUCUUUGUUUCUCUCUCUAGCCUUACACACUUUGUUUCUCUCUCUCACACUCUCUCUCUUUUGUUUUUCUUUCAUCUCUUUUCUCUCUCUUUCUCUCUCUUUCUCUCUCUCACACUCUUUCUUUCUCUCUCUAUCACACUCUCUUUGUUUCUCUCUCUCAUACACACUCUCUCUCUCUCUCUCUUUCUCUCUCUUCAUACACACUUUGUUUCUCUCUCUCUCUUUGUUUCUCUUUCUUUCUCUCUCUGCUCUCUCUCACACACUCUUUUUUGUUUCUCUCUCUCUCCCCACUCUUUCUCUCUCUCUUUGUUUCUCUCUUCUCUCUCCUCUCUCUGUUUGUUCUCUCUCUCUCACUCUCUCUUUGUUUCUCUCUCUCUCAUACACUCUUUGUUUCUCUCUCUCUCACACUCUCUCUCUUUCUUUCUCUCUCUCUCAUACACACUUUGUUUCUCUCUCUCCUCACCUCUCUCUUUCUCUCUCUCUUUUUGUUUCUCUCUCUCUUCCACACACUCUUUUUGUUUCUCUCUCUCUUUUCUUACCCUUUUCUUUCUCUCUCUUUCGCAUACACUUUUUUUCUCUCUCUCCCUCUCUUUUGUUUCUUUCUCUCUCAUACACACUUUGUUUCUCUCUCUCUCACCUCUCUCUUUGUUUCUCUCUCUUUUCUUACACUUUGUUUCUCUCUCUCUCUCACACUCUCUCUUUUCUUUCUCUCUCUCACACUGUUUCUCUCUCUCUCUCUCUUUGUUUCUCUCUCUAGCGCAUCACUCUUUUGUUUCUCUCUCUCUCUCUCUUUGUUUCUCUCUCUAG
Acanthosepion pharaonis is the source of this 3189-nucleotide messenger RNA. The record is from the annotation of a GenBank genome assembly. NCBI's taxonomy places the organism in Eukaryota, Metazoa, Mollusca, Cephalopoda, Sepiida, Sepiidae.